Messenger RNA from Trypanosoma rangeli, 1800 nucleotides. RefSeq lists its product as uncharacterized. The transcript has a single exon. The coding region runs from base 1 to 1800 and encodes 599 amino acids. Lineage: Eukaryota; Euglenozoa; Kinetoplastea; Trypanosomatida; Trypanosomatidae. Gene Ontology annotation, cellular component: cytoplasm. The record is from RefSeq and is a predicted model, not a curated record. Gene Ontology annotation, biological process: protein transport.
AUGGAACUUUUGCGUUCUACGAAGUAUGUCUCGUCAUUUUUUGCGCUACUCGAGAAGUUACACUACUCCCCUGGAGACACGCUGCGUGGCGUGGUUGAGAUUGUGGUGGAAAAGCCAGUUUCUUACACCACACUUGAGGCCUGUAUUAUAGGCGAGGAGAUUACGCAGUUAGGUGUGGCGCUGAUGAGGCGGAUCGACAUGCAGGCACGCCACACGACAUUCUACCGUCAGAACAUUAUACUGGCGGGUGAUCCUCCCAACCCUGGGACACGCUCUGUCUCCCAUGAGGAGUACGGCAAAUGUGUGAGUAGCACCAUGAAUAGCCCCGCGGAAGACUCGAGUUCCACGCACGCUGUUACAAAAGGGCUUACGCCCGGGACGUACACCUUCCCUUUCUCCGUGCAGCUACCAGAUGUAUUACCGCCAUCAUACGUUGAUAAACGCAACAGUGGCUUGUCAAAGCUGUCGUAUCACGUGCGUGUAAAACUCCUUAAUGGAAAACGUUUGUUGGUGAAGCACAAAGCGUGCUUUAGUCUCAAGAUGCUUCCAGUAAACCCGAAGCAGUGGAUUGACGCGCACAUGAAUUCGAGCUCUUGCUCAACUGUUCUCCCCCAAUCAUCAGUCGUAUCAGAUGGCAUGAAUGGUGCAACGGCGCAACAGAAUUUGAGUGAGAGCAAUGCGGCAAUCAGAACGGUCUUUAUUGAUCACUGCAUCUCUCUGAGCAAUGUGGCAAAACCCACUGUCGAAUGCGACAAUGUGAAGUUGGGGAUAGAGAGUGGUAUUUCUUUGUGCAGCGCGCAGACAUUGGAAGAUAAGGCUAAGCACGAUUCUGUUAGGGGGUAUAGAAGAGUCCCUGUGCAUAAUUGGACGAUAGUCAAAUCCGCGGACCAUAGCAACGAGAGAAAAAAAGGUGAGGAUACUGAAAAGAACUGGGCUUCUGCAGCAAAGGAAGAAAGUAAAGGGAAACCAAAAGCUGGACAGGCUCCAGCUGAGUCAGGGCGAGGGGCAGCUGCGGACGACCUCCCUGCCGCCUUUUUCAAGGACACCCCUGCUUUGGUAUGUCAGAUUGAAGUUCCCAUGUAUUGCAUCCUUAAGAAGGGCUUUGCAAAUGUGUGUCUUACGGUUUUUCAGGUCAUUGGCACAUAUGGAACCCCAAUCAGAUUUUGUGGCGUCAUUGACAAUACGAAAGGUGUGUCACCUGUGAAAAAAAUCACCUUCCGGCUCGUUAACCGGACCAUUAUGAGGUCGCUCGUGGAGGAACAUUACUAUGGUACCUUAUUGGUAGAGAAGGUGAUCCAUGAAACGGUUCCUCGAGGACAGAGCUAUGGGAUUUCAGAAACACAGUUGGUCAUCCCUACUGACUCUCCGUUGACGCUGCUUACACCUGGGUACUCGAGCCGCAUCUUUCUUGAAGUUAAGCUCUCCUACGGCAGCAAUCUUGUGAACCAAUCGGGAGUAGCAGGAGUGGAGAUUGCUGUUGUGGACCACUUCGUGGACUCGGAAAACUCUCAGCUUUGUGGGCAGUGGACCAACUACUAUGGUCAGGGGCUAAAGAAAAAAGCGUGUUCCUCGCCAGACAUCUUUUGCUCCUUUACAAAAACAGGAGCCAUGAAGGUUAUUCAGGCAGGUGGGGAGCGGGAUCAUGACUCCCCUUGCUACUCAUGCCCUUCCACAGCAUCCAGUCAAGAGGAGAUUGAGGCACCGGGAGGAAGCCAGGAGAAGAGUGUGCUCAAUUUUGAUGAGGUUGUAUACUGCGCACACCCUGUGAGUGGAGUUAAUCCGCUGAGUCAUGUUUCCUGA